AAGGACAGAGACGUGCGUUAGGAUUAAAACCUGCUCCAGCUAAAAAAGAAGGACAGACACUUGUGGAAUUUAGACACACUGGCUGCUGAGGUUCACGAAACAUGGAUAUGCUUAAUCAAGACUCAUCUGGUAGCCACAGUAGCACUCCAGAGCUGCGCUUAAUCCUGGUAGGUAACAUUGGCUGUGGGAAAACACUAACAGCUGACACGCUGCUGAGUGACAGCUCGAGCAUCAGCGCCCUCGUGCCAUCACGGCUGAGCGAGGUUCGGCGUGGAAGGUGUGAGGGACGACACCUCAGAGUGGUCGAGACACCGCGCUGGUACUGGAGAGGUGAGAGCAUUGAUGUCAACGUGCAGAGAGAGACGGAGAAGGCUCUCAGCCUGGUGGCACCAGGGCCACAUGCCUUCCUCAUCCUGGUACCUGUGGGACAGUUCACCGAGAUAGAGGGCCGAAUUCCUGCUGAGUUGGAGCGUGUGUUUGGCAGAGGUGCACUGGAACACACCAUGGUGCUGCUCACCUGCGGAGAUUAUCUGUCAGGACGAGACCAUGACCGCUACAUCAGGAUGGGCGAGCCGGGGCUCAAUGCCAUGGUGAAUGAGUGUGGAGGACGUUGGCAUGUGAUCAAUAACCGCAGACCAGAGGACAGAGAGCAGGUCAUAUCAUUGCUGGAGAAGAUAGAGCAGAUGACCCAGAGGGCCGGUGGCUGUUACCUGCCAAGCCCCAUGCAAAGAGAGGUAGAGGAUCGAGAGCUGGUGAGGAGGUACAGCCUGCGUGAAGAGGAGCUGGUAAACCCACAUCACAGAACGCUGACCCAGACAACAUGGAGCAAAGAGGAGACGUGGGACGAGUCCGGGAGGAGAGCAAAAAUCAGAGUCAGAAGCAUGGGGCCAGCGACAGGAAGGGUGAUGUCACAGCAGCUGACCAAUGGGCUUGACUCUCAGUUGUGCUACGACGACUCAUCUGCAGGACUCAAACAGAAGCGUUCCAGUUUCAAACUGAGUAAAGAGGGCGCCAUUCUCAGUCAGAUGACAGAGACAGAGCAACCAGGCAAAAACCAGAACAACCAGAACUUCAUUAACACCAUCCAUUACCAAUUCAGCACCAUGGGUGACACCACCUCUGCUGCAUCUUCCAUCCCAUCACCCACAGUGUCUUACUCUCCCUCCUUCAGUACCUUCUCCUCAUCUAAUGUUACUUCUUCCUCAGCUCCUUUUGCACAUUCCUCCUCCAACAACUUUUCCUCUUCUCCUUCUUUUUCCACUUCCCCGUCCACUAACAUCCCUUCAACUGAUUUUUUCCCUUCCUCCCCCACUAAAGUCUCCUCUUACUCAUCCGCUACCCUUUCCUCUUCCCCCACCAAUGCCUUGUCAUCUUCCUCUUUCACUGACAUCCCCUCUUCUCCCACUAAUGUCUCCUAUUCAUCCUCCUCCACUGUCUCAUCCUCUUCCAAUGCAUCAGUCUCUUCCUCAUCCACUGGCAUCACCUCUUCUGCCUCCUCCUCCUCCACUGCUUUAUCCUCUCGCCCCACCAUUACCCCCUCUUCCUUCUUCUCUAGCAAUUCCUCAGAUGAACUGAGACUUGUCCUGUUGGGUCGAAGUGGGUCUGGGAAGAGCACGGCAGGGAACACUAUUUUGGGCCGUGACGAGUUUAAGCUGUGUAGAGACGAUGCCACUGGUGCAACCACCCAGUUGUGUGUGAAAGGAACAGCUAUGAUUGGAAAAAAACAAGUGACAGUUGUGGACACUCCAGACUGGUUCUGGCCCCCAGAGAAGCUGACAACCCAUCUGUCCUCCUGUGUAGAACUGUGUGCCCCAGGCCCUCACGCCUUUCUACUGUGUGUUCCUGUAACCCUGCCUGGCCGCUCAAACUUACAUGACCUGAGUUCCCUAAAGAAUGCCUUUGGCUCCGAUGCCAUCCUGCGCCAUACUUUGGUCAUCUUUACGCACUCAGACAAGCUGAAGGACGCAAAUGUGGAGGAAUACAUUGCAGCUAAGCGACCAGAGUUGCUAGAGUUGGUUGAGAAGUGUGAUGACCACUACCAUGUCCUGAAGCAAGGAAAGAAUGGAGGGAACAUAGAGGAGCUGUUGGAGAAGGUAGAGCAGGUUGUGAAGGAAAGUGGCGGAAGCCAUUACAGCUACCAGGAACAGGGGGAGCUUGUCAGAGGAAGGUUGACACAGUUGAGGAGAGGCCAGGGGGUAGAGGACAACGUAGACCGAGCCAACUCAGGCACUCUACAUUCUCUGAAGGAGGAAGAGGAAGUAGAGCAAGAAGAGAAAAAUGCAAAACCAGUGAAAUCUGUAGCCUGGUCGGUUGCAACUGUUAUCGGCUCUGUCCUUCGAUUUGUUGGGCAGAAGGUGGGCGAAGGUGCCAAGCAGGUGCCUAAGCCGGUGGCUGGAGGGGCAGUGCUAGGAGGUGCACUUGGGCUUUAUGUUGGAGGACCUAUAGGGGGUGCUGUUGGGGCUACAGCAGGAUCUGCAGCCGCUGAAUAUGGAAGACGAAAGUACAAUAAACCCAAAACAGACUAAUGGAUAGUAAUGGACAAAUACCUGCUGCAAAUACCUGCUGCAGUAAUGCGCAUAGUCUGCAAUCUUUAAUUUAAUGCCAAAGCUUUUGUUUAUUAAUAGGCAUUAGCAAAAUAUUUGCCCAGGAGUAUACAUAGACUACUGUGAUUUAAGUGGUCUGUUCAAUUGAUGUCUGACAAAGGCACAAGGAAGUUAAGAAUCAGUAAAAACGUGUUGUUAUUAGUCUGUUGAAGACUUUUUAUCUUAGCUGGAGAGUUUAAGCUCACUAUUAAUAUAUUAUCUAUAAAUAAAGGAAUAGAUUAUUAUAAAAUGCUUGUGUAAAACCAUUGUCUGCUAUCCUAAAAUGUUGGCCUGUAAACAACUUUUUAAGCGUGGCUCUUUUUGGCUGGAUUGAAGUCUGUAGCCACAUCUGCAGCUCUUUUUAAAAAUAAAAGCUCUUUGGUGUCUUUUGUAUAAGAAAUUCUGAUAAUGGUUUCAGUGUUGAGGUAAGACUUCCAGAAACCACUUGUUGUAUGAAAUUAAAUUUCUACAUAAGAAACUUCAGAUGUUCUUCCUCGUUUUGUGCUGGCAGAUACGGAAAAUUUGUCUAAAUUUACUGAAACCGAUUUUAAUUUUGUUUUAUGUAAAAAAAAAAAAAAAAAAAAGAAGAAGAGUUCCUCAAUUUUUGAGCUGAGUUGCAGUUUUAUCUUGAUUCAGACUCUCGAUUAAUUGUGUAAUCUUUUGCAGUAGUAGAUUACGUUACAGUAUUUGUUAAGAUGAAAGACAAUCGUAAGUGCAAUAGCAAUUUUUAACAUUCUUAUUAUUAGUAUUUCUAAUUAUGUUGAUUAUUUAGAAGGCUCAUACGGGUAGGGUUGUUGAUCGGAAGGUUGGGGGUUUAAGCCCCAGUAACACCAAUUUGCCACCUUGAGCAAGGCUCUUUACCCCCCUUGCUCCAGGGGUGCUGCAUCAUGGCUUACUCUGUGCGCUGAGAUAUGCAAAGAAAGAAUUUUACUGUGCUGUACAUGUAUAUGAGACCAAAUAAAGGCUUCUAAUCAA
Molecule: messenger RNA, 3557 nt
Organism: Tachysurus vachellii
Lineage: Eukaryota; Metazoa; Chordata; Actinopteri; Siluriformes; Bagridae
Exons: 6
Coding region: 102-2525 (807 amino acids)
Molecular function (GO): GTP binding
Source: RefSeq, a predicted model, not a curated record